Messenger RNA from Podospora anserina S mat+, 1404 nucleotides. RefSeq lists its product as uncharacterized. The coding region runs from base 1 to 1404 and encodes 467 amino acids. NCBI's taxonomy places the organism in Eukaryota, Fungi, Ascomycota, Sordariomycetes, Sordariales, Podosporaceae. The record is from RefSeq and is a predicted model, not a curated record. The transcript has a single exon.
AUGAUCACGGCCAUAUUCGCGGUGGCCGCGACUGUGGCGGCUACCUCUGUCGCUGCCAGCAGUUUGUUGUCGACACCGACAUCUUUCCCACUAACCACGGGCCCCGACGUUCAGGAACUCGCUGCAUGGACCGCGAAUCCGAUUAGGACCGUCGUGACGGUCAACUCCAAUCCAAUCGAUGUGCUGGCAGCGGCAGAGGAAGAUGUCCCAAAGGUCCUGGAGAAGCUUCGAGAGCUGUGUGCUGGGCCCUAUGCACACAAGUAUCCUGAGAUUUGCGAGUACCUCGGUGGUGAAGAGCUGUGGUGGCCAACCGCAGUGCCAUCUACCAGCCCGAGCAUACUGAGUUACAUAUCAACACCCCAAAGCUCCUCCAUUGCAGCGAAGCCAACCUUGUCGGUGCCAACGACCACGUCCUCGCUGCCAAUACCCACCUCUUCACCGCCAAUCCCAACCUCCUCACUUGCAUUGCCAACCAGCAGCCUCGAUUCAUCAACUGCAACGGCUAGUUCCAGCACCUCGCCUGCAGAUUCAGAACUCUCAGUCGUGGCGGCGACGAGGUUAAUCGCACCUGUGGUACCAACUUCGGUCUCGGUUGCUGCUUUCACCAUCACAUCAUCGCCCUCUACACUAGAGCUUACUGUCACUCGGUCCAUUUACAGAUUCCACCUCACAGCACCUCCUGCAGAGAUGGUGGAAUGCCCUUACUCCUCCUCAGCUGAGGGCGAGAACGGUGAGACCAAAGCGCUCUGCUCGGUCACCACUAUCCACCACCACCUCCCCAUAUCUACGCUCAUCACCGUUACAGGACCUGUCCUGUCCUUUCCCCGCAACGGCGCGCCGGUGACCACGAUGGAGGAGCCCACCCGAACGACAACCCUGUUGCGAACAAGGAUCAGAUUCACCAGAAUCAAGACCAUUGACACUGAGCUACUGAACGAUGACGAGGACGAUGCACCACUACCACCGGCAUCGGUUCAGUUUGUUUCAUCUUGUUCACCUACCCUAGAAGUCGAUACCGCUCCAACAACACCAACAGCCGGAUUUGAACCCGAGCUGCCCACCGCUGUUCUCCCAUCGGCAACGAACCGCCCAGGAUGGACCGGCUACAGGCCGUUUCCAUCCAUAUCGUGGUUCCGCUCUGCGGAUCCGCCGGGGGGCUGCACGCAAACAGAGACGAUCUUUAGCAAGAUGACAGGCUUUCAGACGGCGACGGUGUUUGCUGCGACGGUGAGGGCUACGAGGGUUGUUGCGUGUGAGUGUCCCAACAUCAAGGUUGUGCUUGUGGGCGGGCCGGGGGUUGUGAUUGAGGCGAGGACGACCGUUACGGUUGGUGAGGUGAGGACUGAGACGGGGUUGGAGUGUUUUACGGGGGUUAAGGGGGGGGGGGGGGGGUCUAAGAGGUAA